Gastrolobium bilobum is the source of this 1020-nucleotide messenger RNA. RefSeq lists its product as uncharacterized. The coding region runs from base 159 to 728 and encodes 189 amino acids. NCBI's taxonomy places the organism in Eukaryota, Viridiplantae, Streptophyta, Magnoliopsida, Fabales, Fabaceae. The transcript has 4 exons. The record is from RefSeq and is a predicted model, not a curated record.
CCGGAAAGCACGCGCCACGCGCCGUUUUCGUUUGCGGCAACUCUUCCACCCUGAGCAACUCGUUAGCGGCAAAGAAGACGCUGCCAACAACUUCACUCGUGGUCAUUAUACCACGUAGAUUCAAUCGCGCAAAGAGAAUCUCCUUGAACUGUCGACGAAUGAUACAAUUACAAGCAAUUAGGGAAAAUUUUGCUCUUCAACUUUUAAAAAAUGCUGCACUAACGGAUCACGUUGAUGCCAAGUACAUGUAUUGCAUGCUGUUGAUGGUUAGUGAAGAUAAGGAGCAACGAAGAUCAGCAUUGGUACAACGUUGUAAAGAGAGUGGAAAUGUAGAAGUUUCUUACCGUGAAGGGAUGGUUCAGUUCUUCAGUUCAGCGAUGCCAAACUUGGGCUUUGAGAAAUUGAAGAAGGCAGCCAUGGACGGUCAUCGUGAAGCCAAAUACGUCUACUCCAUGCUUCUGAUAUGCCGUGAAAAUGAAGAAGAAAGAAAGGAGGGAUUCCAACACUUCUACUCCUUGAGAAGGUCGACCUCUGUUACAAGGUGCAGAAAGAGAGUGAAAUUAUUCAGCCUAAGUAUCUGGAAGAAUAAUCCUCUUCUUCCAAAUCAAAACCCACCUUUAUGCCCUCUCAACACUUGUGCUUCCAAGCUCCGGAACCCGUUUGAGGAUGAAGCCGAUGGGAUUUUGUGUGAAUAUUGUCACGGAAAUCGUGAGCUGGCAUUCUCCUAAUGGAGAUCUGUUAGUUGGCAUUCGUGUCCUGGGUGGCUGUGGCCGUGGAAGAGGUAUAUCCAGAAGUAAUAACAUCAUGGAUCUGAAGAUUUUAAUUGGCAGUAGAUGUCGAUAUUAACAAAUCGAAUAUCAUGCGACUACUGAAUUUGAAGGUGGUGAAUAAAGAUUGUUGGUUCCCCAGAAUACAGAGAAGCUUUUGAAUGAAUAUUAUAUUUUUGUUCAUUCAGAUUUUUCUUCUCUCUUUGUGUGUUUUUCUCCGUUCAAAAUUGGAAGUGCUUCUACUGACAUUUGA